GUAUACGAGUGAAACCCGUAGCGCGUGCCUGAACCCCAAUUGCGGCAAGCAUUUGGCGUGUGAGACGACUAACUAAUUGCAGGCUUCGGAAAAAAAAAUAUGAAAUCUCUCAGCAUCGCGUGGGCCGUCCUCGCCGGACUUGCCACGUGCAUUCAACCGAUAGUCGCCGCGACUCUGGAGACAAUUAGGGAUAUCCCGUCUGACGGAUAUCUGCAUGGCUCCAAUUUUACGUACCCGUUUCCGCUAAAAGUGUACACCUUCGGCUCGCAGCUGCAAAAACUUGAAAUGGCCUUCAUGGACAUUGCGCCAACCGUGGAAGCAAACGGCAAGGUCGCCAUCUGCCUGCACGGAAAGAACUUCUGCGGGCCCACGUGGGAGGAGACCGCGAGGCAGCUAGCCGGGGUCGGAUACCGGGUUAUUCUCCCCGACCAGGUCGGGUUUUGCAAGUCGUCGAAGCCAAAGUCGUACCAGUACACGCUGCAGCAGUUUUCCUACAACACGAAGAAUCUCCUGCGGGCACUGGACAUUGAGAAAGUGACGCUGAUCGGCCACUCUCUGGGGGGCAUGACGUCCAUCCGCUUUAGCUUGAUGUUCCCGGACAUCGUGGAAAGGCUGGCGCUUGUGAACCCGAUCGGGCUCGAAGACUGGAAGGCGCUCGGCGUGCCGUACGAGAGCAUCGACGACCUGUACGUAUCCGAGGCCGCGAGCAACUACUCUACCAUCCGCGCGUACGAGCAGCCGACGUACUACGUCGGCCACUGGGACGCCGCCUACGACGUCUGGGUCAACAUGCUGGCCAACAUCUACCAGGGCGGCGAGGGGUCCACCUUCGCGUUCAACCAGGCCCUCGUCACCGACAUGGCGCUCAGCGCGCCCGUCGUCUACGAGUUCGCCAUGCUGAGGCCGCCGACGCUGCUGCUGAUUGGCGAGAGGGAUACCACGGCGUUGGGAAAGCAGUGGAGCCCGCCCGACGUCCAGGCGAAGCUCGGCCACUACGACGUCCUGGGGAAGCAGGCCGCGGCUGCCAUACCGGAUUCGGAUUUGAUUGAAUUCCCGGACUUGGGACACGCGCCGCAGAUACAAGAGCCGGGGAGGUUUCAUGAGGCGCUGCUGGGGUGGUUGGCGGGAUAGACGUAUACAGUAGGUAUAUAAUACCUACCUGAAAAUAGAGGCUCA
This is a messenger RNA of Hypoxylon fragiforme, 1176 nucleotides long. Its product is annotated as alpha/beta-hydrolase. Bases 100 to 1131 code for a protein of 343 amino acids. The record is from RefSeq and is a predicted model, not a curated record. The transcript has a single exon. Lineage: Eukaryota; Fungi; Ascomycota; Sordariomycetes; Xylariales; Hypoxylaceae.